Messenger RNA from Drosophila novamexicana, 986 nucleotides. RefSeq lists its product as uncharacterized. Lineage: Eukaryota; Metazoa; Arthropoda; Insecta; Diptera; Drosophilidae. The transcript has 2 exons. The coding region runs from base 39 to 494 and encodes 151 amino acids. The record is from RefSeq and is a predicted model, not a curated record.
CAAUUCGCUUGGCGUGAUAAGAACGUUUAGUGAAUAAAAUGUUCAAUGCUCGAUUUCUCAUCAUAGUUCUCCUGCUGCUGGGCAUGUCAGUUGCGCUGCCUGGUCGGGAGAGUUUUCAGGAGUUGCGUAAGCUACUGAGACAGCAACAGCAGGAUGAGCAGCAGCUUAUAGAGAAGCAAUUUAAUGAGGAUAUUCUCUUGUGGGCCCAGUCCCUGGAGCAACUGGGUCUGAAAUUUAUGGCAUUCGUGGAACAGUGUCGCCCACGCGGCAGUCGCUGCACCCAGCGGCUGGUGCAGCGCCAUUUGCGAUCCCUGAGGCGCGGCUACAGUGAUCUGCGCGCUCAACUGGAGACCCUAGAGAUUAGCUACGUAGGCAAGAUAAACGAGGAGGAGCUACUGACGCCCACAUUGCGGGCGGUAAGGCAAGUGCUGCAGCAAUACGACAGCAUGCUGAGGCUGGUAAAUACAGAGGUCUAUAAGUUAGUUAACCAAUAGAGCUGGGACUCUACAAAUAAUUCAAAUAAUAAACAUAUAUACCGUAUUUAGCUAUAGUUAAGUCAUAAAAUGUUACUAUAAUAGACAACAAGAUUCACACGAUCAGGGCUAUACUUAAAUAUAAUAGCUGGGAAAUAAAACUGUAAAUUGGACUUAUCCCAACGUAUUAAUUUUUAAAUAUACAGGAAAGAUUUUAUAAAUACUGUUCUAUAUGUUGUUUAUAUAAUGCUUUUCCUACAUUUUGUUUUUGCUUUUAUAUAUAAAUUUGAUUUCCGGCAGAUUGUACUUAUAGAAGCAAUAUAUAUAUAUAUAUAUUAAUUAUUAUUUCACUGGCGAUCUGUCGUGCUUAAGACAAUGAGCGAGUAUUUUAGUAUAAGCAAUAUUAUAUUGUAAACAGCGCCUGAUAAGAUGUUAGUAAUAUGUUAGGAAAAUACAAGAUUUUUACAUUUGACCGAUUGUGCCUAAGGAAAUUAUAUUAUAUAGAGGUCCAAU